Equus quagga is the source of this 1625-nucleotide messenger RNA. It is a transcript of the gene IFT57, whose product is annotated as intraflagellar transport 57. The record is from RefSeq and is a predicted model, not a curated record. Lineage: Eukaryota; Metazoa; Chordata; Mammalia; Perissodactyla; Equidae. Gene Ontology annotation, cellular component: centrosome; cilium; intraciliary transport particle B. Bases 113 to 1402 code for a protein of 429 amino acids. The transcript has 11 exons. Gene Ontology annotation, biological process: non-motile cilium assembly; intraciliary transport.
GCGGUCGCCUGGUAACCGGUCGCGGCGGUCCCGGCUGCUGGGGCGCGGGCGGCGGAGGCCGCCGAGGUCUGUGGGCCGGAGCCCACGCCGGGCCCUUUCUGCCUGCGCUGCGAUGGCGGCCGCCGCGGCGGUGGUGACGCCUUCGGGUUUGGAGGAUGGGGUGUCUCGGUCCCGGGGCGAUGGGGCGGGGGAGGUGGUCGUGGAACGGGGGCCCGGCGCGGCCUACCACAUGUUCGUGGUGAUGGAGGACCUGGUGGAGAAGCUGAAGCUGCUCCGCUAUGAGGAGGAGCUCCUCCGGAAGAACAACCUGAAGCCCCCGUCCAGACACUAUUUUGCACUGCCUACCAACCCUGGUGAACAGUUCUACAUGUUUUGCACUCUUGCUGCUUGGCUGAUUAACAAAGCAGGGCGUCCCUUUGAGCAGCCUCAAGAAUAUGAUGACCCUAAUGCAACAAUAUCUAACAUAUUAUCUGAGCUUCGAUUAUUUGGGAGAACUGCAGAUUUUCCUCCUUCAAAAUUAAAGUCAGGUUAUGGAGAGCAUGUGUGCUAUGUUCUUGACUGUUUAGCUGAAGAAGCAUUAAAAUAUAUUGGUUUCACCUGGAAAAGACCAACAUACCCAAUGGAAGAAUUAGAAGAAGAAACUGUUCCAGAAGAUGAUGCAGAAUUAACGUUAAAUAAAGUGGAUGAAGAAUUUGUGGAAGAGGAGACAGACAAUGAAGAAAACUUUAUUGAUCUCAAUGUUUUGAAGGCCCAGACCUAUCGCUUGGAUAUGAACGAGUCUGCCAAACAAGAAGAUAUUUUGGAAUCCACAACAGAUGCUGCGGAAUGGAGUCUGGAAGUGGAACGUGUACUACCACAACUGAAAGUCACGAUUAGGACUGACAAUAAGGAUUGGAGAAUCCAUGUUGACCAGAUGCACCAACACAAAAGUGGAAUUGAAUCUGCUCUAAAGGAGACCAAGGGAUUUUUGGACAAACUCCAUAAUGAAAUUAGUAGGACCCUGGAAAAGAUUGGCAGCCGAGAAAAGUACAUCAACAAUCAGCUUGAGCACUUGGUUCAAGAAUAUCGUGCAGCCCAAGCCCAGCUGAGUGAGGCAAGAGAGCGAUACCAGCAGGGAAAUGGCGGCGUGACGGAAAGGACCAGACUCCUGUCUGAGGUUACAGAAGAACUAGAAAAGGUAAAACAAGAAAUGGAAGAAAAAGGGAGCAGUAUGACUGACGGUGCUCCUUUGGUGAAGAUUAAACAGAGCUUAACAAAGCUGAAGCAAGAAACCAUUCAGAUGGACAUUCGAAUCGGUGUUGUGGAACACACAUUACUCCAGUCCAAACUGAAGGAAAAGUCCAACAUGACUAGGGACAUGCAUGCCACAGUCAUUCCGGAAUCCACAAUAGGCUCCUAUUAAAACAUACUGUUUCUCAUGCUUCUCAUUAGUUGGUUUUUUAUAUCAAAUUAUAUUUCAUGUUGCAUAGAUUUCAACACAUAGUUAUACCUCUUCAUGCAUGUUCAAUGGAUAUUUUUUGCAUAUGUACAUGCACACAUUGUAUCAUGGUGAUUAUGGAUGGUUAAAGCCUUUAAAUUGAAUAUAAUAUUUAAUAAAGUAAUUAAAAAUUCUCACUUUCACAGAA